AUGAAGAAGGGGAGGAAGAUGAAGAAGGGGAGGAAGAUGAAGAAGAAGAUGAGGAAGAUGAAGAAGAAGAUGAGGAAGAUGAAGAAGAAGAUGAGGAAGAUGAAGAAGAAGAUGAGGAAGAUGAAGAAGAAGAGGAAGAUGAGGAAGAAGAGGAAGAUGAAGAAGAAGAAGAUGAAGAAGAAGAGGAAGAUGAAGAAGAAGAUGAAGAAGGGGAGGAAGAUGAAGAAGAAGAUGAAGAAGGGGAGGAAGAUGAAGAAGAAGAUGAAGAAGGGGAGGAAGAUGAAGAAGAAGAUGAAGAAGGGGAGGAAGAUGAAGAAGAAGAUGAAGAAGAAGAUGAAGAAGGGGAGGAAGAUGAAGAAGAAGAUGAAGAAGGGGAGGAAGAUGAAGAAGGGGAGGAAGAUGAAGAAGAAGAUGAAGAAGGGGAGGAAGAUGAAGAAGAAGAUGAAGAAGGGGAGGAAGAUGAAGAAGAAGAUGAAGAAGGGGAGGAAGAUGAAGAAGAAGAUGAAGAAGGGGAGGAAGAUGAAGAAGAAGAUGAAGAAGGGGAGGAAGAUGAAGAAGGGGAGGAAGAUGAAGAAGGAGAGGAAGAGAAAGAGGAGGAGGGAGAGAAAGAGGAGGAGGGAGACGGUCGAAAGACCCCUGUCAUUUUUGAAGCUCCAGAGGGAAAGAAACGGAGUAGAGGAAGGGAAAUUUGGCAUGGAAAACCGAACCGAUGCGCAAUAUAAUAAUCAGAAAUGGGUGAAGAUUUAA
Messenger RNA from Neospora caninum, 747 nucleotides. RefSeq lists its product as hypothetical. The coding region runs from base 1 to 747 and encodes 248 amino acids. The record is from RefSeq and is a predicted model, not a curated record. The transcript has a single exon. NCBI's taxonomy places the organism in Eukaryota, Apicomplexa, Conoidasida, Eucoccidiorida, Sarcocystidae.